Protobothrops mucrosquamatus (brown spotted pit viper) is the source of this 578-nucleotide messenger RNA. RefSeq names its product SH2 domain-containing adapter protein F-like. Lineage: Eukaryota; Metazoa; Chordata; Lepidosauria; Squamata; Viperidae. Gene Ontology annotation, molecular function: phosphotyrosine residue binding. The transcript has 4 exons. The record is from RefSeq and is a predicted model, not a curated record. The annotation marks the transcript as partial.
UAGACAUAAAGGAGAAUAAAGUAUUGCCCUGGCCACCGCCGGUAGGACAACUUACGGGGACGGAAGAACCCCUAGAUCCAGAAGCACAGUUCGAAGCCCCUGAGUGGGACCGGAUCUCUUCCUCUUCCUCCUCCUCAGCCCCCAAAGAGCACCGGCCACGUCCGCCGAAGCACCUGACCGGCUCUGCCAAGUUUGGCCAGUCGCAGAGCCCCGAGUCUGGCGUUCCCCUGGCUGAGCGCAUCGACCUGUCGCUGCCCCUGGAGAGUCAGGCGUGGUUUCAUGGCCCCAUCAGCCGAGCUGAAGCCGAGACACUCCUGACGCUGUGCAGGGAAGGCAGUUACCUGGUUCGGAGCAGCAAGGCCAGCCACAGCGAGUAUUCCCUCUCGCUCAGGAGCAGCCAAAGUUUCAUGCACAUGAAGUUCGCCCGGACGAAGGAGAACAGGUACAUCUUGGGCCAAAACAGCGCCCCCUUCGAGAGCAUCCCAGAGGUCAUCCAUCACUACGCCACUCAAGAGCUGCCCAUCAAAGGGGCCGAGCAUCUUUCCUUGCUGCAUCCCGUGGCAGUUCAGACUGCGUGA